UCAACAGUCUUUUGGCAUUGGAGCUGAGUAUCUAAUCCGGAGCAGUUGUCGCAAUGAAGUUAACUAUCGUUCUUUUGGCCCUUGUUGGCCUAGUGGCCACCGCUAGCGUUUCUUCUAUCAAGAAGUCUCCCGUAGCCGAUCAUGUUUUCUUGCAGAAACAGAAGUUCCUUUUGGAAAUCGUUUACCGUGUGGAGGAUCCACUGAUGUUCGAGGAGUACAUCAAGUUGGGCCACACUUUGGUCUACGACAAGGCACUUUACAACCACUUCGAUCAAUAUAUGGAGAAAUUCUACGAGUCCUACAAAAUGGGCGCUCUAUUGCCUAGAGGUGAAUUCUUUGGUGCCCUCGUUAAGACUCACCACAAACAAGCUUACGGUCUCUUUAACUUCUUCUACUACGCCAAGGAUUGGGAAACCUUCCAAGCCAACGUUGCAUGGGCUCGCAUCCAUGUCAACGAAGGCAUGUUCAUCUAUGCUCUGACUUUGGCUGUCAUCCAUCGUGAUGACUUCAAGGGUCUGGUACUACCAUCCAUCUACGAAAUCUUCCCACAAUAUUUCCUCAACAGCAAACUCAUAUAUCAAGCUGAGAAAUUCGAUUACAACACCUGGAGCAAAUACAGUCAAUACGAGAAAGAAUUGCUCGAUGUCUACCACAAGACCAACCGAUACUACAACCAGGGUUAUUUCUAUAUAAAGGACUUCAAGACCUACCAAUGGUGGAGACUUAUGGGUUUGGACGAGCAGUGGUACGCUGCCGAGAAGAGCUUCCCUCUACGUGAAAACACUUACGAAAUUGUUUCUGAUGAAAAAUAUGUGUCCUUCAUGAAGAAUAUCAACAUGUUCUGGCAUCCGGUUGAUUACACACGUGACAUUGACUACUACAACGAACACUCUGUAUUGUCAUACUUCACUGAAGAUUUGGGUUGGAACUCUUAUUGGUACUACUUGAACAUGGAUUACGCUUUCUUCUUGGAUGGCGAAACUUUCGGUUUGAAUAAGGAUCGUCGUGGUGAAUUGUGGUUGUACAAUGUGGACCAAAUCCUGAGCCGUUACUAUAUGGAACGUUUGUCUCAUGGUUUCGGUGAAAUUGACGAUUUCUCCUGGAAUCACGCUUACGAAUACGGAUAUGAUUCCGAAUUGAUUUCCUAUAACGGAAUUGGUUUCAGCACUCGCAGCAACUACUUUGAACGUAGAUCUUAUGGCAAAUACGACAUGUUGAACCAAAUUCAAAGCGCCUUCAAGCGUAUCUACGAUAUCAUCGAUUAUGGAUACUAUACCACCGCUGAUGGACACAAGAUCGAUAUGCGCAAACCCGAAUCUAUUGAGCUCAUCGGAAGUUACACUCAAUCAAAUAUCGAUACUUUCGAUAAAUUCUUCUUCAGUUAUUGGAAUAUGUUGAGUCAUAUGUACCUCGCUGAUGUAGACUACAACGACUUUGAGGUAUAUCCAAAUGUUUUCCUCAACUUCGAAACCAUGUUGCGUGAUCCAAUGUGGUACAGCUUCUACAAGAAAAUCACCGAUGUCUUCUAUCGUUUCAAAUACCACUUCACACCAUACACACAAGAAGAACUAGUUGCUCACGGAGUUCAAGUCAAGGAUGCCAGCGUUAGUGAAUUGGUCACCUAUUUCGAUUUGGUUGAUAUUGAUGUUACCAACUUGUUGAACGACAAAAUGGUCUUCGACGAUGGUAAAUUCGUAUGGGACAAAUCAUUGUACGCUCGUCAAAUGCGUCUCAACCACAAACCAUUCCACUAUGAUGUCACUGUCGAAUCUGAAAAGGCACAGAAGGUUGUUCUUCGUACAUUCUACGGUCCUAAAUACGACGAAUAUGGACGUAUUAUUUCGCUGAACGAUAAUCGCAUGAAUUUCAUUGAAUUGGACGAAUUCGUCUAUGAAUUGGCCGCUGGCGAGAAUGUCAUCAAACGUUCAUCUGAGGAAUUCUACUGGACUGUUAAGGAUCGCACCACCUACACUGAAUUGUAUCACUAUGUGAUGGCUGCCUUCGACGGCAAAUACGAAUAUCCUGUAGAAAUUAGCGAAUCACACCGUGCAUUCCCAGAUCGUCUGCUCCUACCUAAGGGUUGGGAGAGUGGUCUACCGGUACAGUUCGUAUUUUACAUUACUCCAUACGAUGGCUCUAUCGAACAACCCUCAAACAUUGAUGUCACCUACCUUUCUGGUAUUGGCACGGGAUUACGUUACGUUGAUAACAAGCCAUUCGGCUAUCCAUUUGAUCGUCCCAUUGAUUUAUCUCAAUUCUUCGUGCCCAACAUUUACUUCAAGGAUGUGAGCAUCUACCACAAUGACACACUGAAGCAAUACUACGAGAAUUACAAGAACUACGGCCACUUCGACUACAACUUCUACAAUGAAUACUACACCAAAUACUUUAAUUAGAACGAGAGAUCAAGUGAGCGGAUAUAAAAUUGGCUAUUUUUAAGGAAAUAAUGAAAAUCUUGUCAAUCAAAUACACUGUGAUGGGGUUCUAGUACCUACUUAUUAAUUGAGCAUCAAGUGUUAAUUAAGUCUAUAAUGUUAAUCAAGCAAAUGAAAAUAUUAAAAAAAUGCAAAUAAUUGCUAAGGCAAUUCAAAACUUAUAGAAA
Molecule: messenger RNA, 2602 nt
Organism: Bactrocera dorsalis (oriental fruit fly)
Lineage: Eukaryota; Metazoa; Arthropoda; Insecta; Diptera; Tephritidae
Product: larval serum protein 1 beta chain
Exons: 2
Coding region: 54-2396 (780 amino acids)
Source: RefSeq, a predicted model, not a curated record